This is a messenger RNA of Cordyceps fumosorosea ARSEF 2679, 813 nucleotides long. RefSeq names its product alkaline ceramidase family protein. The transcript has 3 exons. Gene Ontology annotation, biological process: ceramide biosynthetic process; ceramide catabolic process. Lineage: Eukaryota; Fungi; Ascomycota; Sordariomycetes; Hypocreales; Cordycipitaceae. Bases 1 to 813 code for a protein of 270 amino acids. Gene Ontology annotation, cellular component: endoplasmic reticulum membrane. The record is from RefSeq and is a predicted model, not a curated record.
AUGGGCCACGGUCACCACAAUAUCCGCUUCGACGGCGAUCCGUAUGCUCUGUCCGGAGCCUGGAGCCCGCCGACAAGUCGCGCAAAUUUCUGCGAAGAAGAUUACGCCUUGACCUUUUACCUCGCCGAAUUCAUCAAUUCGUUGACCAACGUUGCCUACGUCUACUAUGCCCUGCAAUACAUGUACGGCCCCGGCAGCCGCGGCCUUCUGCGGCCCAACGUCGACUUCAUGUCCUCCACGCUCUUCGUCCUCGGCAUCGGCUCCUUCCUCUUCCACGCCAGCCUGCGACAAGCCCUCGAGUUCGUCGACGAGCUCUCCAUGAUGGCCCUCCUCUGGUCCAUGCUGCACGCCGUACUCACCGUCCGCCAAACGCCCCGCGCGGCCCGCGCCCUCUCCGCCCUCCUCGCCGUCGUCUUCCUCACCUUCACCGCCUUCUACCUGCGCACCCCGCUCAUCAUCUACCAGGUCGUCGCCUUCCUGUCCGGCGUCGGCGUCGUCGUCGCCCGCGUCAUGCACCUCCUCCACCGCGCGCGCCCGCCGCUGCCGCCGCACCGCUGCCGCGAGUGGCGCCGCAGGGCCGUCGGCGCGCUGCUCGUCUGCGUCGUGGGCUACGCCAUCUGGAACGUGGACCUCGAGUGCUGCGCGGCGCUGCGGAGGCUGCGCGCGAGGGUCGGGCUGCCGUGGGCGUGGCUGCUGGAGCUGCACGGGUGGUGGCAUGUCUUGACGGCGAUCGGGGCGGCUCGGUUCAUGACGGUCGCGAGGGAGAUUCGCGAGGAGGUGAGGCGCGAGGAGCAGGAGAAGAAGAAGGAGUGA